Molecule: messenger RNA, 717 nt
Organism: Microthlaspi erraticum
Lineage: Eukaryota; Viridiplantae; Streptophyta; Magnoliopsida; Brassicales; Brassicaceae
Source: the annotation of a GenBank genome assembly
AUGAUCGGAAGAAGGUCUGAAAAUCCCUUGAUCCGACUGCUGUCAAGCUCCUUUUAUAGCUCCAGAAUCAGCUACGAUCCACCUCCGCUGCCGACCUGGUCCUUGAUCGAGCUGGAGCUCGUCUUUACGUCGACCGGAAUAGCUCGGAUGGCAGUUAACUGGCUUACGAGGGAGUCGCUUGGUGGGCUCGAGGUCUUCUUGCUGGGCUUGAGUGGGCCUGGACUUCAAUCUUGGAUCAAGAUUCGAAAUGAUUAUGUUUUCGAAUCGGACGGUUCAGAUCGAGGAGAGCGAAGAGUCCGUGCGGCUGAGAUCUUUUGGGACCCACAGCGCGUCACAUCAUCAGCUCGUCGCAUGCAAGCGGUUAAGAUCUGUUGUUUCGAUUUCGAAUUUCUCCAAAAACUCUUUCAACCUCUUUUUCCUCCGUCUCCUCCGACUACAUGCCUCCGAAGAAUCGUCAAGCAAGAGAAGGGAAAGGCCGUCGACCUCGGCGGUGACGGGAAGUUCACGCCGCACGCCGAGACGACGCUCGACGCCGAAAGCCUCGACACUUCCGGCAGGAUUUCGGGAUCCCGGAUGGAUCGAACUCGUUCUCCGGCUGAGGGAGAGGACCCGGAGCAUGUUCGUCCGGGGUUUUGCUGCGCCUAUACGUCGUAUUGGCGGAGCGCCGGGAUGAUUUUCCCGGUCCCUCGUUUUCUGAUGGAAGCGCUCGCUCAUUAA